GCGGAGGGCGGCUCGCUGCUGCACGCCGCCUCCGAGCGGGGCCGCGGCGACGUCCUGCUCGCCGCGCUGCCAGUCCUCCCGCAGUUGGGUGUCGAGAUUGACGGCUGCGACGCGCUCGGGCGGACGGCGCUCCACAUCGCCGUCAGCGCGGCGGACGCGUCAACCAUUGGCCCGCUGCUCAGCGCGGGCGCGUCUCCAGACAUGUCGCUCGGGGGCGGCACCGCGCUGCAGGCGCUGCCUGGGCACUGUUGCACUGCG
Molecule: messenger RNA, 258 nt
Organism: Emiliania huxleyi CCMP1516
Lineage: Eukaryota; Haptophyta; Isochrysidales; Noelaerhabdaceae
Exons: 2
Molecular function (GO): protein binding
Source: RefSeq, a predicted model, not a curated record